ACAUUUCUUUCUCAUUUUCUCUUUCUCACUAUCACUACCAUCCCCACUUUCAUUUGCUCUCCUUCUCAUAUUUUAAUCAAAAUGAGCUCGGGUCUAAUGUAUGAAAUCGUGGAAGAGUAUUUGAUAAAAUGGGCUGAGAGUCUUUUGCUAAAAAAAAGUGGAGCCUGACGAUGGAAGUGAUGAUACAUCCUAUUCCUCUGGCGAAGAAGAAGGAGACGAUUCAGAUCCCCAAUCUUCUGACGACGAAACGGAGGCUGGCUCCUUCUCCGACGAAGCUGAAAAUUGACGAACCCUAGAAAAUCUGAAAUCCCCAAUCCCAGAGCCCAAAUUCGAUCCGAAAUCGGCCUCGAGAGAUAACGAAUUGGAAUCCGACGCCGAUUCGAAACGAAUCCCUUCCAAUUACACGAUGCAGCCGAUCCGCGAAGCCUCGGUAUCCUCAUCGAAGCGCAAUCGCAACGAGAUUGAUGGGGAUUUGUCGAGGAGAUGUCAGAGAUCGAGAAUUGAAGAGAAGAAAUCUGUUUCCACGCCGCCUGGAGGGGGUAGGUUGGGCUGUACUACGGCCGAUCCACGAGCCCCAGCUUCGAUGAACGAAAACCAGAUCCUCGCGGUCGUUGGAGCUAAGGACGUUGUUCCUCACCAUUAUGCACCUCUCCGUUUGCCAGGACCCGCAAGAGAGAGAAAUCCUCCAGGGACUCGCCAACCAGCUCCGCCGCCAAGUGGGAAUCUGAUUCAUACAUUAGCAAUGAGUCCAAUAAAGGAAUUGCUGAAACAAGAGACAUGGCAUCAUCUCCCAUAAGCUGGAAGGAUAUACUCCUUGGACAACUUUGCAGACAGAACAAAGGAAAGAAUGAAGAGCGCGUGGCAUGUGGUCCAUGAGAUAUUUCUAUUGGUUGCACUAGCUGUAGUUUGUUAGGCUUCCUUAUCUAUUUGUGCUUGUAGUUAUAUAUAGAGCACAGUUGAAAACCAUCAUCUUCAUGAUUCCAGAUUUUGAAUUAUCAAUACAUUGCAAUUCCAUUUUA
Messenger RNA from Salvia splendens (bonfire salvia), 1019 nucleotides. RefSeq lists its product as uncharacterized. NCBI's taxonomy places the organism in Eukaryota, Viridiplantae, Streptophyta, Magnoliopsida, Lamiales, Lamiaceae. The transcript has 2 exons. The coding region runs from base 407 to 796 and encodes 129 amino acids. The record is from RefSeq and is a predicted model, not a curated record.